UGGAAAGGUAGAAGGCCAGCCCAAUGGUGACACAAUCCCAGCUGAGCAAGCCAACCCUUCAGAUGACACUGUUGCUGGUGCUGGGAGUCGUCAGAAUGAUCAGAUAGUGCAGAAAAUAGAGGAAGUGCUCUCUGGAGCCCUUGAUACAGAGCUGCAGUGCAAAUCAGAUGUAGACAAAAAUACUGUGAAAAGUAGUAAUCAGUCUACAAAAAGAAGCUCUACUGCUGAAGAUGAAAUUCCUAGGAAAAAAUCAAAGAAGAACAAGAAACACAAAAGCAAGAAGAAGAAGAAAAAGAAGAAGAAAAGGAAGAAAGAGAAAAAACAUAAAAAGCAGCCAAAGGAGUCAAAGUUGAGUACACGUCAUGGAGAACCUGCAGACUCUAAGCCUGCUUCUCAGUUGAUGCCAGAGAAAUCAAGCUCCACAUUGAGUGUACAGCAUGGAGGAUUUGGAGAUGCAAAUCUGACUGUCCACAUACAGCCAGAACUGUGCUUAAAAGCAAGUGAGGAGCUUGAUAGACAGGCUUUAGGACUUGUUUCUCAUUCAGGAACUGAUUCUCAGCAAUCUACGGAAGAUCUUGGAAGUGAAAAGGGGACUUUGUGUGCAACAAAUCCUCCAUUUAAUUUAGAAGGCAGUCAGUCAGAAAAUGCAAGUAUAACUCAAACUAAAAUUUGCACUAGAGAAGAACAAAUUAAACAGUCUCACGAAAGUAUUUAUCCUAUAACUAUUAAUGUGAGUGAAAAGGGUGGUGGUGUUGAUACUGGAAAUGAUACUUUGUCUAGCAUCCCAUCUGGAGUUGCCAGUACAUCUGAAAUUCAGAAAGAUUCAGCAGCAACUCUAGCUUCAGAGGUAAUAGAAGCACUAAAAGGUUCGGAUGUUAUUCUGAAAUCUAAAGACACUGGGGAAAUAAAAGCUUUGGACACAGCUCUUGAGUCUGAGACCAUGGAGGUGUUGAAAUACUCAGAAGCAUCUCUACAAUCUGUGGCACAGGGGGGAGCAAAAGAGUUAGAAGCAACUUCAGAAUCUGUGUCUUUGGCAAGUUAUGUGACAACAGCGUCUAAAUCUGCAAAUCAGGUGGAUCUGAAUACUGUGAAGGUAGCUCACAUGUCUGUGACCGUGGAAGAAGUGAAAAUGCCAGAAGCAGCUGAAAAAUCUCUGCAUAUGGGAGAUGUGAAAAAUGUGGAAAGAUCUUUGGAAUUAGGGGGUGUGAGCAGAACUUUGGAGCCAGCCCUGAAGCCCUCAGUUAUAUCUGAUAAUUUGAGAGUGACGCAGUGCAGCUCCCUGGAGGGUUCAAGUGUCUUGAAGGCAGAUGUGUCUUUGCAACAUGCUUUUAAAAUACCUGCAGCAACUGCUGUGACCCAAGUGGAAAUAAAAAGUCCUAACAUACCCCUGGGACCAGGAGCUGUUACAAAAGUGAAGGAUAUUGAACCAGCUAGAAGACCUGCACAUAUGGAAACUGUGAAAACUUUGGAAGAAGCUCUGCAGCCAAUUGCUGUAGUAAAGCCCAAAACUUUGGAAACCAUCAUGGAACCUGUGGGUGCAAAAGAUAUCAAAGCAACUGGAGAAUGUCUGCAAGUUGAAGUAGUCAAAGAUGUGGAAGGUACCACUGAUCCUGCAACAGCGCUGAAUGCAUCAGGAGUGUUCCUACAACCUAAAGUCUUGACAGAAACAAGAAGUGUGGAUAGAACCCAGGAAUCUGCACUUCCAGCAGAAUUGACAGAUGUGAAUGUGGUUGCAGAGGCAAAACCUUCAAGAGCAACUUCAGAACCCAUAGUGGUUGUGCAGACCUGUGUUCCCCGAACAACUCCAGAAAUCCAGAUGGUGGAGGGUUUUAAAGGUCCACGGGCGACCAUGGAAGUUGCAGCACUAACAGGAGUAAAAGGUCAAGAAACAAGUCAAGCUACUCUGCAACUGGAAAAUACUAAUACUUCAAAAAUUUUGGGAUCCACUCUCAAGCAUGUAGCUGUAACAGAAGCAAAAGUUUCAGAAGGUAUUUUGUUACUGAGACAAUCAGAGGAGCUGAGAGAAUCAAGAUCUGAGAGUGAAUCAAAUGUGAGAGGUUUGGAAGCAACUCCCCUGUCUUUGCAGAAAGAAGACAUGAAAGGUCCGGGAGGCCUAAGACCAAUGACUGUGGUGGAAGCAAAAACUUUGAAAACAGCUUCACUGUCUUUGCAAAUGGAAGGUGUGAAAGCUUCAGAAGAAGCUGUGCGUUGUGGGACUGUGGCCAGAGGUUUAGCAGCGACACUAGAUUCAUCAGUGGUGUCAAAAGGUUCAGAAAUAAAUCUACAUAGUAUGGCAGGAGUAGAAGCAGGCUCAGAUGCUGGUCUCCUAGCUGCGAAAGUUGGAUCUGUGAGACCAGUGAAAAGUUUGGAAACAACUAUAGGACCUGUAGCAGAGACAGAAAGGAAAGGUUUAGAAGCAGACCGUGACAGAGCUGGGACAGAGGUGAAGACAUCUUCAUCACACCUGCACAUGAAAGGUGUGAGAGAUUUGAGAGAGCCAGCAUUUGUAGGUAUGGCAAAGAUACAAGCUUUGGAAGCAGUCUUGCAGUCUGGAACCCUUGCAGUGGCAAAGGGCUUGGGCGAAAAUGUGUGUUCUGAAACCCAAAUGGGUAGCAAAGUCUUGGAAGCAAGUCCAGGACUUCUUCCCUUAGAACAAAGGUCAGAAAGGACUCCAGAAUCUGUGGUUGCAUCUGUAAGCAUGGAACCAGUUAGAGAGGCUGAGGCAUUAGCAGGAAUUACGCAUUUGAAAACUACAGCAGAGAGAGAACCAAAACUUACAGAAACAGUUGCAGAGCCUCUUGGUGCAAGCAGAACAAAGAGUUCCAUCGUUUCACAGUCUCGGGUGAUGACACGUACAAGAACCUCACAAACUGAGCUGGUUGGGGAGAUAAAGGAUUCUGAACAAGCUACCAGUUCUGCCGGUGUAGAAGUGAGAGGUUUAGACAACUUGUUGGAAGUUGAGGCAGUUGCAGAGGUGAAAGAUGUGGAAGCGAGAUCAAAAACUUCACAUGUAACACAGAUGAAAAAUUUGGAAAUGAUUGUGGGAUCUGAAACAGCGACACCAAUGCAAGGCUUGGGAAGAACAUUGGCAUCUGGGGUUGUUAGAGAAUUGAGGCAUUCUGAAGUUGCUCCAGAAGAUCCAAACAAAGUGAAGGCAAGAAGCAAAGAAGCAAUACUAGAACCUGUGCAAACAGUGACGAUGCAAACUUUAGAACAAAUAGUAGGUCAUUCAGAAGCAGUAUUAGAAUCUUCGCCCAGAAUGGGAGAAAAAGCUACACCAUCAGAAAUACUGACAGAAGGGAGAAACUUGAAAGGAACUUUGGAAUCUAAGAUUUCGACAGAUGUGAGGACUCAGGGGCCUACUGUAGAAUAUAUAAUUGCAACAAGGAGGACAAGCACAAAAAAAAAUGAACCCUCACUUAUCAAUGUGAAAGAUUUGGAAGAAGCUUCAGAAACAGAGAAAACAAUGACAGCAAAAUAUUUGGAGCCAGCAUCAGAACCUAGAGAAGUGAGAUUGGUGGAAAGUAUUCAGGAGUCUGCAAUAGAGAUGAAAGCUUCUGAAGCAAUUGAAGAGCCUGAGGUACACAUGGAUAUCCAAGGUUUGGAAACUUCCCAAAAGUCUGGAAAUGUGGGAGAGAUGAAUGUUUUAGAGCAUGUUUCAGAAGCUGUUCCAGAAUCUUUGCACACUGAAAAGCAAGAACAUCUGCAAGCAGUUCUAGAAGCAAAACCUGCUGCAGAAUGGAGGAGUACAGAAGAGGCUCCAGAAAUCUUGAGUGCUGCUGAAAUGACAUCUUCUGAAGCAGUUCCGAAACCAGGGGACACAAAAGAUCUGGAAACAAUAGUGGAACGUGAAGUGGCAGCAGAAGUACAAUAUGCAGAAGGGGUGCAGGGUCAACAAAUGGAGGAUGUGAGAGUUCCUGGUCAAGCUCAGGAAUGCGAGAUACUGGUUGAGAAGAAAGAUGCAGAGAAACCUCAAGCAUCUGAGCCUUUUAUAGCAGAAACAGUUUUUAGUUCUUCACAUGCAGCAGAUGAACAAGAUUCAGCAGGGACUCUUGAAUCUGAAAUAGUCAAAGACACAAAACAGUUGGAAGCAGCUCCAGCUCAUGUGGCAGAAACAAAAGAUUUGGAAACAGCUCCUCUUCCUGAGGCUGUUCUAGAGCUGAAAGAUGCAGAAGCAGCUGUAGGGUUGGAGGCAGAGACAAAAGAUUCGGAAGCAGCUCUGGUACCCGAGACUGUUACAGAAGCAGUUCCAGUACUUGUGGCAGAGGCAAGCCAGUCGGAAGUCAUUCCACAGGCUGAGGCUGUCAAAGAAGCCACUCCGGAACAGGAGGCAGAGAAAAGAGAUUCAGAAACAUCGGAUGUGCAACCUGAUGUGGCAGCACGAAUGAGGGAGACUCUGAUGAGACUUGAGAAAGUUAUUGAAAAAAGUAGCCAUAGAAGCAGUGAUAAAAAACAUGAUGCAAAGAAACAAAAAAGGAGUCGCUCCAAGUCUCAGUCCAGGUCUAGGAAGCGGAAGAAAAAAUCAAGGUCACGUUCUACUUCCAGGCGUUUGGCCUCUAAAAGAGCACGUUCUAGGAGCAGAAACUAUUCAGAUUCCAGAAAAAAGCAUUCCAAAUCGAGAUCCCGAUCUGUGGAGAAGAGAGAGAGAAGAGUGUCUUCCCGGAGGUCUAGGCGCAGACGUUCCAGGUCGUCUGACCGUUACAGGUCUAAAUCCAGAUCAGCAGAAAAGAGAGGGAGCAGAUUGUCCUCUGGGAGGUCCAGACGUAGACGUUCCAGGUCAUCUGACCACUACAGGUCUAAAUCCAGAUCAGUGGAAAAGCGACUGUCCUCCCGAAGGUCCAGACGUAGACGUUCCAGGUCUUCUGACCGCUACAGAUCUAAGUCCAGGUCAGUGGAAAAGGGACUGUCCUCUCGAAGGUCUGGGCGCAGACGUUCUAGGUCUUCUGACCGCUACAGGUCGAAGUCCAGGUCAGUGGAAAAGCGACUGUCCUCUCGAAGGUCCGGGCGCAGACGUUCCAGGUCUUCUGACCGCUACAGGUCAAAGUCCAGGUCAGUGGAAAAGCGACUGUCUUCUCGAAGAUCUGGGCGCAGACGUUCCAGGUCCUCUGACCGCUACAGGUCUAAAUCACGGUCGGUGGAAAAGCGACUGUCUUCUCGAAGGUCAGGGCGCAGACGUUCCAGGUCUUCUGACCGCUACAGGUCUAAAUCACGGUCAGUGGAAAAGAGGGGGAGCAGGUUGUCCUCCUGGAGAUCCCGCCGCAGACGUUCAAGGUCAUCUGACCAUUCUAAAUCUAGAUCCAGGUCUUCAGAAAAGAGAGGGGGCAAAGAAUACUCAUGGAGGUUCAGACAUAGAGGGUCUGGUUCCUCUGAUCGUUCGAAAUCUAGGUCAAGAUCUGUUGAGAAGAGAGGUCGGAAGGCAUCUCUACGGAGGUCUAAACGUCAACGCUCAAAGUCCUCUGACCGUUACAAGUCUAGAUCCAGAUCAGUAGAAAAAAGAGAUCGAAAGCAAUCAUCACGGAAGUCUAAACGUCAGCGCUCAAAGUCCUCUGACCGUUACAAAUCUAGAUCCAAAUCAGUGGAAAAAAAGAAGGAGUCCUCACGAAAAUCUAAGCGUCGCCGCUCAAAAUCUUCUGAACGUUACAAGUCUAGGUCUAGGUCUGUUGAAAAAAAGCGCAAGGAAUCUUCAAAAAAAUCCAAACGGAAACGUUCUAAGUCCUCUGAUAGUGUUAAGUCAAGGUCCAAAUCUACAGAAAAAAGAGAGAGUAAGUUAUCUUCAGUAAAGUCUAGUAGCAAGCGUGUGGAGUCUUCUGAACUUCAGGAUUCAACCAAGUGUCAAGUUCUGGAACCACCUUUUCCAAGUGAAGGCAGCUCUUCUAAAUCCUCUAAUGGUCCCAUGUCAGUAGCUUUGUCUGUUGAAAGAGUAAAUGGGCCAGAGCUGCCGCCAGCAUCUGAAAGCGAAUUUUCCAAAACUUUUGAUAGUCUUGAGAAAAGGUCCUCAUCUGUUGAAAAAACAUCGAGUCUGCAGCCUUCUGUGAUGACUGAAUUGAAUAGCUCCAAAACCCCAGAUGACCAGGAAAUGCCUGUGGAAAAAACAAAUGAUUCAGAGCUCUUUGUGACAUCUGAAAAUGGAUCAGCUGAAAAAGCAGUGACUCUGGAGUCUUCAUCACUACCUGAACUUACAUACUGCACAUCCAAGUCGAGAUCCUCAUCUGUUGAAAAAAGGGGAGAUCCGGAAACUUCUUUGGUAACAGAAUUUCAGGUCUCUGCAUCCCAUGAAGAUGAGUUGAGAUCUACCUCUCUCAAAGAAAUAGAGGGUCCAGAGCCUCUUCUGACACUUGAAAGUGGAUGCUCUGUAUCUUCUGAUGAUUGCAAGACAAUCUCUUCGUCCUCUGCAAAAACAGAGGUUCAGGAGUCUUCUCUGAUGUCUGGAAAUGUACUCUCUGACUUGUCUCAUAGUCAUGAAUUGAGACAUAUCCCCAUUGAAAAAACAGAGCUUCAGAACUUUUUGCAAGUACCUGAAAGUGAAUCUUCCAAGUUGGCUGAUGGUCCUGAGUCAAGGUCACUAUCUUUUGAAAAUGUAGAGGCUCAAAAAUCUCUUCUAGCACCUGAAGUUACGUGCUCUGCGUUCUCUGAUGUCUGUGAGUCAGCCUCCUUGCCUAUUGAAAAGGGCCAGAUGCAGGAGCCUUCUUUGGCUUCUGACAGUGGAUGUUUCAGGUCUCCGGAUGGACAUGAAUCAAGAUCCAGCUUUGCCGCACAAAUAGAGGAGCUUCCGUUGAUGUCUGAAGGUGGGUCCUUCAAGUCACCUGAUGGAAAUGAACAAAGUUCUUUAUCUGUCGAAAAAGCCAAGGGUGUAAAUAAUUCCCUGACAUCUGAUUGUGGUCCUGUUGGGAUCUCAGAUGACCUCGUUUCAGUGCCAUCUUUUGAAAAAAUGCAGGAAGUUGUGCUGACAACUGUAGGACAAAGCUGCAAGUCUUCUGAAGUUCAUGAAUCCAGGUCAUCUGUUGACAAAGAUUUACAUGGUCCGACACUUUCACAAGUGCUUGAUAUUGACUGCUCUGAAUCUUCUGAAAUGCAUGAAUCAAGAUACCUGCCUGCUGGAAAAACAGAGAGUACAGGAUGUGUCUUGAUGUCUAAAAGUGGAAUUCCUGUGUGCCAUGAUGGCCAUAAAUCAAAACACAAUUACUUGGAGAAGACAGAAGGUGCAGAACUGUUGUUGGGAUCUGAGCCUAGGUGUUCUGUCUUCCCUGAAGGCUGUGAAUUGACAUCCACUGCAGUGGAAAAAAUGGAGAUACAGAAGCCUCCUCUCCCCCUAGAAAGUGGGUUCUCCAAGUCUGCUGAUAUUUGUGAAUCAGUAAGCACACCUACUGGAAAACUACAGGCCCCAGUGAUUUCUCUGGCAUCUGAAGGUACGCUUUUCCUGCCUGACAGUCAUGAAUUGAGACCUGUCCCUGCUGAAAAAGUUGAGCUGCGAAUGUCAUCUGAACUGAAAUGCAUUGCAUCCCCUGAUGGCCACAAGCUGAUAUCUGCCUAUGAUGAAGAAAUACAGGUGCAGGAGCCAGCUCUGUUACUGGAAAGCAGGUGUUCUGUUUCCUCUGACGGUCAUGAUUUGACAUCCACCUGUUUUGAAAAAGUUGAGGUAGAGGAGCCUUCUCAAACGUCUGAAAAUGAAUACACAAUACGGCUUGAUGGCCCAGAGUUGACAUCAACCCCUGCCGAAAAAACAGAGAUGCGGGUACUUCAUCGGAUGUCUGAAGAAAGAUGUUCAGUGUCCAUUGAGAGCCAGGAGUUGCAGUCACCCACUGUUAAAAAGAUAGAAGUGCAAGAACCUGCUCUGACAUCUGAAAAUGAAUAUACUAUAUCUUGGGAGGGGCAGGAGUUGAGAGCUAGCUCUCCUGAAAAGGUGGAGAUGCAGGAGGCGUCUGUAGUACCUGACAAUGAAUAUGCUGUGUCUUCUGAAGAUCAUGAAUUGCUUUAUUCCUUUGCUGAAAAAACAGAUGUACAGGAGUGUUCUCUGCUAUCUGAAAAUGAAUACGCUGUAUCUCCUGAGGGCCAGGAGAUGACAGCCAGCCCUGCUGAAAAAGAGGUGCAGGAGCCUUCUCUGGCAUCUGACAGUGAAUAUACCAUCUUCCCUGAAGGCCAAGGAUUACAGUCUACCGUUGCUGAAAAAACAGUGGUGCAGGAGCCUUCACUAAUAUCAGACAGUCAAUAUGCUGCAUCCCCAGAAGGGCAGGAGUUGCUUUCUACCCUUACUGAAAAAACAGAGGUGCAGGAAUGUUCUUUGCUGUCUGAAAAUGAAUAUGACGUGUCCCCGGAAGGCCAUGACUUGAGAUCCAGUCCUGUUGAAAAAGAAGAAAUAGAGGAACCUUCUGAAACAUCUGAAAGUGAAAGUUCAAUGUCUACUGAUAGCCAGGAGCUGCAAUCUACUGUUGUUGGAAAGACAGAGGCACAGGAGUUGUCUCUGUCUGAAGGUGAAUGUGCCAUGUCCCCGGAAGGUCAGGAGCUGCAGUCUAGCCCUGCUGAAAAAGUAGAGGCUAAGGAACCUUCUCUGACAUCUGAAAAUGAACAUGUUCUGUCCCCUGAAGAAUAUGAAUCAAGAUUGACUCAUGCUGAGAAAACAGAGGAUAUGGAUUCUUCUUUGACAUCUGAAAAUGACCAUCUUCUGUCUUUCGAGAGCCAGGAGGUAAGAUUCACUCCUGUUCAAAAAGCAGAUGUGCGGGAGCUUUCUCCAACACCCGAAAAUGAACAUGCAGCAUCCGCCGAUGGCCAGGAGUUGACAUUACCCUCUGCUGGAAAAGGAGGCAGUGUUGAACAUUUGACGCUAAAUGCUAGAGCCUCAAUGUCCCCUGAUGACAGUGACUUGACAUCCAUCCCUGUUGAAAAAAUGGAUGAUGCAAUGCCUUCUUUAAUGCCUGAAAGUGGGUGCUCCAUGUCCCCUGAUGGCUACAGUGUGAAAUCUGGCCCUGGUGAAGAAACAGGGGAUCUAGAGCCCUCUUUGAUACCUGAACGUAGACAUUCCACAUCUUCGUAUCAGGAAGUUCAUGAGCUGAAAUCUCCUGUGGAGGAAGAGGGUCUAGAGUCCUCUUUGAUCUCUGAACAUAGACGAUCUGUGUCCCCUGAGGGCCAUGACCAGAAAUCUGUAGAUGAAGAAAUGGAUGAUUUGGAGCCCUCUUUGACAUCUGAACAUAGGCGCUCUACAUCCCCUGAUGAGCAUGAGUCAAGAUCUAGCAUUGGUGAAGAAGCAGAGUAUCUGGAGCAGCCUUUGGCAACAGAACGUAGAUGCUCUGUGUCUUCUGAUGACCAUGAGUCAAGGUCUACCACUGGAGAAGAGGCAGAGGAUGCAGAACCCUCCUUGACAGCUGAACGUAGAGACUCCACAUCCUCAGAUGAGCAUGAGUCGAGGUCUACCACUGGUGAAGAUGUAGAAGAUGGAGAGCCCUCUUUGACAGCUGAACGUAGACACUCCACGUCCUCUGAUGACCGUGAGUCAAGGUCUACAACUGGUGAAGAAAUAGAGGAUUUGGAACCUUUGGCAGCUGAACAUAGGCGCUCCAUGUCUCCUGAUGGACGUGAGUCAAGGUCAACCACUGGUGAAGAAGCAGAGGACCGGGAGCUCUCUUUGACAGCUGAACGUAGACACUCCACAUCCUCAGAUGAACAUGAGUCGAGGUCUACUGCUGGUGAAGAUGCAGAGGAUAUGGAACCCUCCUUAACAGCUGAACGAAGAGAUUCCACGUCAUCGGAUGAGCAUGAGUCAAGGUCUACCGCUGGUGAAGAUGCCGAGGAUGUGGAACCUUCUUUGACAACUGAACACAGACGUUCCACAUCCCCUGAUGGGCGUGAGUCGAGUUCUACCACUGGUGAAGAAGUAGAUGAUGUGGAGCCGUCCUUGACAGCUGAACGAAGAGACUCCACAUCAUCAGAUGAGCAUGAGUCAAGGUCUACCACCGGUGAAGAGGGUGAGGAUGUGGAGCCUUCUUUGGCAGAUGAAGAUAGACAGGAUUCUAUGCCUCUUGAGAGGCUGGAGGAACAGGACUCUUCCUUUAUACCUGAAAGUAGGCGGUCUGAGUCUUCUGAACGUGAAAAAUCUAGAUCCAAAUCUGUUGAUAAAAUAUCUGACAAAGAGUCUUCACGAAGAUCUAUAAGCAGACGCUCAAAAUCUCCUACUCGCCAAAAGAGUCGAUCCACAUCUGUUGAAAAAGUGGCAGACAAAGAGUCUUCACGGAGAUCUAGACGUAGACGUUCCAGAUCUGCUGCUCGCCAGAAGAGUAGAUCCACAUCUGUUGAAAAAACAGCAGACAAAGAAUCUUCACGGAGGUCUAGACGUAGGCGCUCCAGGUCAACUGCUCACCAAAGGAGUCGAUCAACAUCUGUUGAAAAAGCAGCAGACAAAGAGUCUUCACGGAGGUCUAGACGUAGGCGCUCCAGGUCCACUGCUCACCAAAGGAGUCAAUCCAAAUCUGUUGAAAAAACAGCAGACAAAGAAUCUUCACGGAGGUCUAGAAGCAGACGCUCCAGGUCAUCUCAGCGCAGAUCCCAGAGAUAUGAUACAGACUCUCGCUCUAGAAGGAAUCGCUCCAGAUCAGUAACACGGAGAAGAGCAUCAAGAUCAAAAUCUAAUCGUCGCUCUCGGUCUAGCUCAUUGUCGCGUUCAAGGCACAGAAGGAGGAGUAGGUCAAGGUCAGCAUCAAGAAGACGGCGCUCUUUAUCAAGAGACAGGCGUAAGAGAUCUCAGAGAAAUAGAUCAAGAUCUACUGACAGAAGAAGGAGGAGAUCAGAUUCAAGAGAUCGUAGAAUAUCGCUCAGAUUACGAAGCAGGAGUCGAACGCCUAUUCGUCAAAGACGAUCAAGGUCAAGAGGAAGAAGACGAAGCUCUAGUAGGUCACCAAUUCGACUACGACGAUCAAGAUCUUCAGGGAGAAGAAGAUACAGUAGAUCACCUGAUCGUCGUAGAUCGAGGUCGUCGGAACGAUUUUCAAGCAGGUCACCUAAACGUCUUACAGACUUAGACAAGGCCCAGCUACUUGAGAUAGCCAAAGCUAAUGCGGCCGCCAUGUGUGCUAAGUCUGGUGUUCCCUUACCACCAAGCCUGAUGCCUUUGUUAUCUCAAAAGAAAGACGACAAAGCAAAUCAGAAGUCAUCAAGAGACACACUAAAGGAGCUCACUGAGAAAUGCAAGAAGAUUGCUCAAAGCACAGAUGAUGUGAUAGUGAACAAACCUCAUGUUUCUGAUGAAGAGGAGGAAGAACGUCCUUUCUAUAAUCAUCCUUUUAAGCUCAGUGAACCCAAACCUAUUUUCUUCAAUUUAAGUACUCCCAGCAUAAAACCAGCACCACCACCGCAACCAAAAAAUCAGGUCAGCCUGUCAAAGGAAUUUCCUGUUUCAUCUGGCUCUCAACAUAGGAAAAAAGAAGCAGAUAGUGUCUAUGGAGAAUGGGUUCCAGUUGAAAAAGGCAAAGAAGAAAGCAAGGAUGAUGUUUUCCCCAAACCAUCCAUUGAGGGUGUGGACAUAACUACAGCUAUGAAUGAUCGAGCACUGGCUCAGAAACGACUUAAUGAAAACACAUUUGAUUUAGAGGCCAUGUGCAUGUUAAAUCGUGCACAGGAACAGAUUGACGCCUGGGCUCAAUCAAACUCCAUACCUGGCCAGUUCACAGGAAGUACUGGAGCACAGAUACUGUCCUCUGAUGAGCUGACCAACAGUGGUCCGCAAGCAUGGAUUAGAAAGGAUCAGUUCUUAAGAGCAGCCCCUGUAACUGGAGGAAUGGGAGCUCAACUGAUGAGAAAAAUGGGCUGGAGAGAAGGAGAAGGGCUUGGCAAAAACAAAGAAGGCAGCGUUGAGCCGAUUAUGGUCGAUUUUAAGACAGAUCGAAAAGGGCUUGUUGCUGUGGGAGAGAAGGCACAAAAGAGAUCUGGACAUUAUGUUGUGAUGAAGGAUCUUUCAGGUAAACAUCCAGUUUCUGCGUUGAUGGAGAUCUGUAACAAACGAAGAUGGUCACCACCUGAAUUUGUGUUGGUAGAUGAUAGUGGGCCUGAUCAUCGCAAACAUUUUAUCUUUAAGGUGAGAGUCAACGGAAACGAAUAUAGGCCUACUUUUGCCAGCCUUAAUAAGAAGCAUGCUAAAGCCACAGCAGCAACUGCGGCUCUCCAAGCGAUGGGACUUGUACCAAAGGAAAGCAUGGUUAAUACCACCAUGUUUAGGAGUGCCUCACACCGCUAGAUAUUGUUUUUUAUAUUGACAUUAUUUCAGAUAAUUUUACUCUGCACAAAAAUGGUAUUUGCCCUUUCAUGUUGUAAAUACAUUGGCAAUUCCCACGUUGUAAAAACUGUACAGACACCUUCAGGUUUUUCUUUUGUACCAUCAAAAUGUAUUUAAAUCAUACUUAGUUUUUGGUAUGUUUAUAUUGUUUACAUUAGUGAUGUAAUUAUUUCUUAAAUGACUAAAUCGGACGACAGACUCUGGAGGCAUCAGUAAUCUAAACCCUUGUUUUAAAACUCAUGCAAUUUCUCUUCAAUAUGGAAUGUUAACACUUUCAUACCGUUUUGUACAAUGCUGCAGUUUUCCCCGGUCUCGGUAAAGCUACUCGUGCGCUUUUGCCGACAGCUGGUAAAAGGUCGUGCGGUUUCCCUUAGCCUGGUCGAGGCUGGCGCGUACUGCUGGACAGAUACCGGGCCAGCGCCGUGACCCCUGCGAGCCAGCGCGCGGUGGUAGCCCUGUUGUACAGAGUUAACGCCGUGGCUUCUCUUUAGAGUUUGGUUUGGGGGUUUCGCUCGGUGACGCGCUGCGACUGGCCACGCAGCCCGUGCUCUAGGACGUACGUGAUGAGGCAGAAGCUUUGCUUUCACAGGGAUGGCAGAAAGUCCAGCAAUGGAAUCGAUGAGACUUGCAAUGUAAAGGUGACUCUCCCUGCAUGUUCUAAGAAGGGAGAUGAUGGAGUUGUCUAUUCCAAACCAAUUAACACACUGCCUGAUGUUGAUUGUAUGAUUUGUGGUUAAUGUGAAUUUUAAACUCUAACAAAUCUACAACUGGAUUCAGGGGGGGAGGGAGGGGAUAGAAUGAUGCUUAAAUUGUUGUACCCAACUUGGUCAAUAAAGCAGCACAAGUUCAUAAUCUUAA
Cariama cristata (Red-legged seriema) is the source of this 13114-nucleotide messenger RNA. RefSeq names its product SON DNA binding protein (gene SON). The record is from RefSeq and is a predicted model, not a curated record. Gene Ontology annotation, biological process: regulation of mRNA splicing, via spliceosome; regulation of cell cycle. Gene Ontology annotation, molecular function: RNA binding. Lineage: Eukaryota; Metazoa; Chordata; Aves; Cariamiformes; Cariamidae. The annotation marks the transcript as partial. The transcript has 11 exons.